Messenger RNA from Pneumocystis jirovecii RU7, 483 nucleotides. RefSeq lists its product as uncharacterized. Gene Ontology annotation, cellular component: post-mRNA release spliceosomal complex; U2-type spliceosomal complex. NCBI's taxonomy places the organism in Eukaryota, Fungi, Ascomycota, Pneumocystomycetes, Pneumocystales, Pneumocystaceae. The transcript has 2 exons. The record is from RefSeq and is a predicted model, not a curated record. The coding region runs from base 1 to 483 and encodes 160 amino acids.
AUGUCUUUAGAUGAAAUUUCUAUUAAAAGAAAAGAACGAUUAAAUGAAUUAAAAAAAAUAAAGAUAUCAUCUGAUUUAAAGACUAAUGGUGUAAAAGACGUAUCGAAUAAUAAUGAGUAUCCUGAUUUUGAUGAUAGAAAAUCAUGUUUGUCUAAAUUACCUCUUUCGUUUCGUAAUUAUGAUCCUGAACUACGUAGACCUCGUAUAGGUUUUGAGAAUUCUAUUCUAGAAAGAAAUGAAACAGUUGAACAUGAAGCUCAAAAAUUAGAAGAAAAUGUUGAUUAUGAUUUAAAAAAUAUUGAAUUUGGUUAUAAUGAACUCGAUAUUUCUGGACUAACGCCUAAAGAAGUGAACAGUGAUUUAAAAAGAUUGAUGCAAAUGAAAAUAGAUAAUCUAAAGGGAAGAACUGAAAUUGCAAUUUCUAAGUUGAUUCGUGAGCGACUUUUAAUGAAAAGUAACGUAACUGAACAUGAUUGUAAAUAA